Molecule: messenger RNA, 2802 nt
Organism: Ochotona curzoniae (black-lipped pika)
Lineage: Eukaryota; Metazoa; Chordata; Mammalia; Lagomorpha; Ochotonidae
Gene: PRMT9
Product: protein arginine methyltransferase 9
Exons: 13
Coding region: 428-2647 (739 amino acids)
Biological process (GO): peptidyl-arginine methylation
Molecular function (GO): protein binding; protein-arginine omega-N monomethyltransferase activity
Source: RefSeq, a predicted model, not a curated record
UCUGGGCGCCCAGGACUUCGGCACCGCCUACGCCCAUUACCUGCUGGUGCUCAGCCUGGCGCCCGAGCUCAAAGACGACGUCAAGAACCUGCUUCCUUUCCCCGUCACUCUAGUCAAUGUCGUAGAGAUUCAGUUGCAAGUGUUAACUGCUCUGUAUAAAAUAUGUGAAGAUAAUUUUAAAUACAUUCACGAUGAAGUUGGAUUGUCUGAAGUCUUCACACUUUCUAUAAUCUUGCAGUGUGGAGAGUACCUGGAGGGAACCGCCAGAUUAGGUUGUAACAGUGGGAAUUGAGAAGAGGAGACUUUUCAGUACACACUCUUCAAAUGGGCUGAAGAGCUUCACGCUCUCAAUCGAAUACAAGACUUACUUGGUUGCUAUGAGCAGGCCUUGGAGCUUCUUCCUGAUGAUGAAGUGAUUUGCAAUAGCAUGGGGGAACAUCUCUUCAGGAUGGGCUUUAGAGAUGAAGCAGCUGGGUAUUUUCGUAAAGCAGUGAAGCUAAACCCUGAUUUCAAUGAUGCAAAGGAGAAUUUUUAUCGUGUUGCAAACUGGUUGGUGGAACGCUGGCAUUUUAUCAUGCUUAAUGACACCAAGAGGAAUAUGGUAUAUAAUGCAGCAAUCAAAAAGGCUGUUAGUUUGGGAUCCAAAAGUGUUUUGGACAUUGGAGCAGGAACUGGAAUUCUAAGCAUGUUUGCUAAGAAGGCUGGAGCACACUCUGUUUAUGCCUGUGAGUUAUCCAAGACCAUGUAUGAACUUGCCUGUGAUGUAGUGGCAGCCAACAAGAUGGAAGCAGGGAUCAAACUGUUGCAUAUGAAGUCACUUGACAUAGAGAUUCCGAAACACAUUCCUGAAAGAGUGUCCCUAGUUGUAACAGAAACUGUCGAUGCAGGUUUAUUUGGAGAAGGAAUUGUGGAGAGUUUGAUACAUGCAUGGGAGCAUUUACUUUUGCAACCAAAGACCAAAGGUGAAAAUGGUAAUUAUGAAAACUAUGGGAAAGUUAUACCAGCAAGUGCUGUAAUAUUUGGGAUAGCAGUCGAGUGUGCAGAAAUAAGAAGACAUCAUAGAGUGGGUAUGAAGGAUGUUGCUGGUAUCCACUUGCCAGCCAAUGUGAAAUUUCAUAGUCCAGCAUACUCUUCUGUGGAUACUGAAGAAACAGUUGAACCUUAUACAACUGAAAAGAUGAGUCGGAUCCCUGGGGGCUAUGUGCCUUUGACAGACUGCUUCAAAAUUAUGACAGUAAAUUUCAACAGUCUUCAGGAAUUAAAAAGUCUUGCAGCUAGAAAGCCUGAUCAGAUUUGUGUUCCUGUUAUGAAAGAAGGCAUCCUCGAUGCUGUUGUGGUUUGGUUUGUGCUCCAGCUCGAUGAUGAACACAGUCUGUCCACAAGUCCUGGGGAGGAAACGUGCUGGGAGCAGGCUGUGUACCCUGUGCAGGACCUCGCAGACUAUUGGGUGAAGCCUGGGGACCACGUGGUGAUGGAAAUAUCUUGCCAAGAUUGUUACUUAAGAAUCCAACAUAUUAGUAUCUUGGAUUUGGAGCAUGAAAUGGAUACUGCAAAAAGUUUUAACAAUAAAGACUUGUCAUCUUUUGGAAAUGAGGCUGAACUCUGUGAUGCCCUGGCAAACCUUCAGACCAGUAAUCCAGAUGCUGUGGAACAGGUGUGUGUUUUGGAAUCCACAGAAAUUGCUUUGCUGAACAACAUCCCAUAUCAUGAAGGCUUUAAAAUGGCAAUGAAAAAAGUGCUGUCUUCCUUGACUCCAGAGAAACCAUGUCAGGCCAUGGAUACUCACUGUCAGGACAGCGAAAUGAGCUCUGGAGCUGAACAGAGUGAUGCUGUGGAGAGCAGCCCCGAGCCUUUCUACGUGUUGGAUGUGUCUGAAGGCUUCUCUGUCCUGCCUAUCAUCGCUGGCACACUCGGACAGGUUAAACCAUACAGCUCUGUGGAGAAAGAACAGCACCGUAUCACGUUGGGUCUCAUAUCUGAAGCCAAUCACUUUCCUAAAGAAACACUUGAGUUUUGGCUGAGACAUGUUGAGGAUGAAUCUGCUAUGUUGCAAAGACCAAAGUCAGACAAGUUGUGGAGCAUAAUUAUAUUGGAUGUUAUUGAGCCCUCUGGACUCAUUCAGCAGGAAAUAAUGGAAAAAGCGGCAAUAUCCAGAUGUUUACUACAAUCUGGGGGCAAGAUCUUUCCUCAGUACGUGUUGAUGUUUGGGUUGCUUGUGGAAUCACAGACACUGGUAGAAGAGAGUGCUGUUCAAGGAAUAGAGCGGACUCUGGGAUUCAAUAUAGCACCUUUCAUUAACCAGUUUCAGGUACCUAUACGUGUGUUUUUGGACCUCUCCUCAUUGCCCUGCAUACCUUUAAGCCAGCCAGUGGAACUCUUACGAUUAGACUUAAUGACUCCGUAUUUGAACACUUCCAACAGAGAAGUAAAGGUACACAUUUGUAAAACUGGGCAAGUGACUGCUAUUCCAUUUUGGUAUCAUAUGUACCUUGAUGAAGAGAUUAAGUUGGAUACAUCAAGUGAAGCCUCCCACUGGAAACAAGCUGCUGUUGUUUUAGAUAAGCCCAUCCAGGUUGAAAUGGGACAGGAGCUUACACUAAGUGUUCAGCACCACAAAAGCAACGUGAGCAUCACAGUAAAGCAAUGACGACCAGUUUCAUGAUGCAGACUGUUUUAACUAGAGCAUCGGAGACAAAAAUGACCUGAGUUAGUGGGACUGUAAUCAUAUAAUGAGUGUAUGAAGCUUAAUUCCUUGUAACAAGUAUUUUUAAAAAUGACAAUAAAGCAUAUUUAAAAGAUACU